Molecule: messenger RNA, 6113 nt
Organism: Notolabrus celidotus (New Zealand spotty)
Lineage: Eukaryota; Metazoa; Chordata; Actinopteri; Labriformes; Labridae
Gene: dlgap4a
Product: discs, large (Drosophila) homolog-associated protein 4a
Exons: 11
Coding region: 593-3865 (1090 amino acids)
Biological process (GO): signaling
Cellular component (GO): glutamatergic synapse; postsynaptic specialization
Molecular function (GO): molecular adaptor activity
Source: RefSeq, a predicted model, not a curated record
ACACUCAUACGCGCGCGCAUGUUGCGUCUCUGUGCGCAUAAUGAUUCAUCAACCACCGUUUGCUCAUAAGACCGUGAUUUCGGGUCCGAUGAGUUCAUAUUCGGAGCUGAGUGUGUUGUCGUGGGCCCUCAGAUGCCCCCACCCCCACCGCCACCGCCACCUCCCUCAUCCCACGUCUCGACGGACCAAACGCUGCUGCAGCGGCAUCACCGGCAGCCUCCAAACUGCGUUUUCCCUGCCGUGAUGGAUCCGUGUGUGCGCGCCGGUGAGGUGCUAUCAGAGGACCGCUGAACUGUGUGGAGGAGAGCCGAGGAGCGAGGACCGCAGCGAGACUGUGCCAUACAUCCAAAGGGAUAGAAAGACAAACAUUAAAAGGCUGUUUCUGGCAAUGUUGUAGGACCGUGUUGUUUACCUUCAGACAAACAGCCUGUGACAGUGAUAUUACGGCCGACAUGUAAGAGCUGGAUAACUAUUCCCGUGUGAACGACACCCAUCCGCAGCUGAUUACAAUAACAUGAAAAAGGAUGAGCCCUUCAGGUCAGUAGACCCAUUCUGAUUGGAGACAUGUUCUAAGGUCGACCUCUCAGCCGCCAUGAAAGGGUUAGGAGCCAACCGCAGCCGUCACCUGUCCGACUCAUGUGAACCAGCAGGCUGCACCCAGAAGCCUCUCUGUCCCUUAACCUCGGACCCUCACAGCUCCUUCCUGUUGAGCCCAACCAUCAAUCACUAUGGCACCCUGGACCCCCAUCUCCACCAGUACCCUCCCACCAGCCCCACCUCCCUGACCCCAGACUGCCUGCUGCCUUUCAGCCAAAUCUCCAGCAGCAGCACCUUCCCUCGUCUGCACUACACCUCCCAGGCUGAUCAGGCGGACUGCUCCCAGGCAUGUAUGGCAGGUGGUGUUGGUGGAGUCGGACAGGGCGGCAGAGCGAACGCACUGUCCACCUCCUUGUCUAUGGGUAUGGGCUUGGGUUUGGGCCUUACUGGAGCGCCCAUGAUCACCAGCGGAUCAGCCACCAUCUCCUCUGCAGCAGCCGCCAAGAUGAACCGGCUACCCGCCAACAUCCUGGAUCAGCUGGAGAGGCACCUUCCCCUGCAGCGAGACGGUUUCAGCACGCUGCAGUUUCACAGGGGACGUAUGUCCAAACAACGCAGCGAGAGUCCAGGACGCAUUCGCCACCUGAUGCACUCUGUUCAGAAGCUAUUCGCAAAGUCCCAGUCUCUGGAAAACUCUGCGAUCAAAGGCAGCUUAAACGGGCGUACUGCAGGAGCAAUCACAGGAGGAGGUGAGGACGGAGGAAGACCAACGCGUAGGAGUAAGAGUAAAGAUAGGGCUAAAACUGAGGGACCAAAGCAGAGACCCAGGCCAAAUGCACUAGGCCUGUGGGGCUCAGACGACGCCCUAGACACUGACAUCACCAAAGCUGGCACUAUUGCUGUCGGUUACCGCAACCCGCUGACCAUGAUGACUCUGGGCAGAGCGGUGUCGGACAGCCAGGCCAGACACAUCCCACAGGGCUACCACACCAUUUCUGCACACACUCUCAAGACCUCGAAAAGCAGCAGUGACCUCAAGUUUCUGGCGGUGUGCCCAGCUACGCAGGGAGGAUGCAAGGACGAGGAGGGAAGGAGCAGAGGUAGCAAGGAUGACACGCUGGUGAAGAGGGGCUCCUGGUCCACUCUCACCCUCAGCCAGGCCAGGCAAGUGUUGCAGAAGGGCUCUGCUACGGUCAACAGGACGCUGCUUAAAUCAAAGUCAUGCCAUCAAGAUUUGGGGCAACAGUUUCUUCAGGUCCCAGGGGAAAGAGCAGCAACUCUGGGUCGUGGCCGGGCCAAAGGAACAGAAAUCCCCUGCCGGAGGAUGCGCAGCGGUAGCUAUGUGAAAGCCAUGGGAGACCUAGAAGACAGCGAGGACUCAGAGGGAAGCCCCAAACCUUCCCCCAAGUCUGCCGCCCGCCGCCACAGCUACCUGAAAGCUACCCAGCACUCCCUGAGUGAGCAGCAGCCACCUCCUCCUCCUCGCAACUCCCUGCCGUCCCUGAAAGAGCUGUCGACAAACCGCAGCCUCGAUAACUUGGACUGUCUGGUGAGCCCGCUGGAGGCCCCGCCGCGCCACAGGAACAAUGAUUACAGCCAAUGUGCCAGCACACUGGGCAGAGUCUCGGGCACUCCGCGUGUGAGUAUGCACACGUUCUUUCAGGUAUGCGGGCAGGGCUUUGGGCACGCAGUACCUUACUGUGAGGGGGAAUCGCAGGCAGUGGAGGCUCUGGAUCUGCCUGCGCCUACGUGCUUCCGGUCACGCAGCCACAGCUACCUGCGGGCCAUCCAGGCUGGCUGCUCCCAGGAUGAAGAUACAGCCUCUGUGGACUCAGACUCACCAACCCCAACCAUAACAGGAUACAGCUCCAAAACACAAGUCAGCAAUAGGAGAGCUCCGCCUCCUGUCCCACCCCGCACCACAUCCAAACCUCUCAUCUCAGUGACGCUGCAGAGCAGCACAGAGUCGGCCCAAGACAUAUACCUUGACCAGCAGGACCGGGGCAGCGAGGCUAACAGCCAAUCAGGACGAAGCAACUCCUCUGACAGUCUCUGUAGCAUCCGCACGGGCAGUCUGGCUAGGGUGCCCAGGCCUCUACCAGUCCCUAUCCCUGUCCCUGUUGUAACCCCUGCACCUGCUGCAGCCACUGUACCUCCUGUUCCAGCCCCUCGUGACCUCCACUCCACCACGCCCACCCCAACCACCACAACUAUCUCCGCUAGCACUAUUUCUACAUCAUCCCAGCCCCAACAUGACACCCUGAGCUUUGGUGCCACCCUAGAGCAGCCCCCUACUGCACCCAGGAGGAAACUGUCCUCUAUUGGAAUUCAGGUGGAUUGCAUUUUGCCAGUCUUAAGAGAGGAACCACUACCACUGACUGUACCCCUCAAGUUUCAGUCUAUUGGAGUUCAAGUGGAGAACGGCAGGCCUCUCAGCCGGGACAGCAGCAUGGCCUCCAGACAAAACACAGAGGCCGAGCCUCAGGAGCCCCAGGAUGCCGCACCCACAGAAAACAACACAGCCAACUGCACCAACAGUAAAACAGAGAAUACCAGCGCGCCCAGCAGACAGGAUAAAGCCAUGGAACAGCAGCUCCUUAAGCAGAGCUCAGUCUCAUCCAGGAUACCGACAUCGCCCCCGGAGACUCUGGACCCGGCUUUAGACCCCUCCUCGCUGCCACCGCCUGAUCCCAGCCUGGAGACCGGAAACUAUGGUGAUGCUGUCCAGUCCAGCACGCCAGCUUGCCCCAGAGAUGGGAACUGGUUUCUGAAGCUGCUGCAGGCGGAAACAGGCCGCAUGGAGGGCUGGUGUCAACAGAUGGAGCAGGAGACCAAAGACAACAAGCUGUCAGAGGAGGUUUUGGGGACGAUCCGCACUGCAGUGGGCAGCGCUCAGCUCCUCAUAGCUCAAAAGUUUGAGCAGUUCAGAGGACUCUGUAAUGAGAACUUGAACUUGAAUGCUAACCCAAGGCCGACGGCGCAGGACCUGGCGGGGUUCUGGGAUCUGCUGCAGCUUACAAUAGGAGACAUCAGCAUGAAGUUUGAUGAGCUCUACCAGCUAAAAGCAAACAACUGGCAGCUUCCCGAGAAACCAGAGAAGAAGGAGGAAAACAAGCAGCUUCCAUCAUCUGUGCCAAAGAAGCAGUCCAAACCCAAGCUGUCGGCAGGGAAGGACAGGAGCGUGGACUCAGCUGUGGACAAGCAGCGGCAAGAAGCCAGGAAACGGCUGAUGGCGGCAAAGCGUGCGGCGUCAGUACGACAGAACUCUGCCACAGAAAGCGCAGACAGCAUUGAAAUUUACGUCCCCGAGGCCCAGACCCGCCUCUGAGAGCGAACCAGCACUGAUCAUCGAGCAAAAACCCUGACUCACUUCAGACGUUCAUUGACACAAACACACAAACAAAUCUGAGACAAACACACAGAUGUACUACGGAUGCACAGAGGCCUGAUCCCUGAUGAUGGGAGGGGAUCACAAGGCACAGAAAAACAACCCAAAAUAAUGCAGAUCAUCACCCUGCUGCCAUGGGACUGAAAUAAUCUUGACAGAUGUUUAAAACUAUUGUUAUUGUUAUUAUUGACAUUAUAAUAAUUAUUAUCUCCUAAAGUAUAUCAGGACUGUCUUAAAUGUGCAAGUAUCUUGGAGUAAGGACAUCCUGUACCUUGUGAGCUGAAGAAAUCUUAUCCCAGAAGUUUACUCUCAAAAAAAACCCUUCACUGCUGAGUCUACCGGCACGUCACGGCUGCCUGGUUUACGAGCUGAGCUACCAUCCACACACACUCAGGACACACACAUGCAGGUGUACUCAUUGUCAACAGAGUCUUCCUGUUCUCUAUUUGUAUUAGGCUGCCACUCGUCGGGUGUGGUGUGUACGCUUUACUGUGUAAGAAAAAUUUAAGGCAAUGUUAAUGUACUCAGAGGUUUAAAAAUGCAGAGAACCAGAGGAAGGCAGUAGCAUAUAUAUUCUAAAGUAUCACACUAUUACAAUGUUCAUUUUGUAAAUGUUGUAUACCAGAUUAUUUGUUAGAAAGAGGUCAGUGUUCAGUACCAAGGUAGUUUUUUAUAGAUCGAGUACAUGUGCUGUCAUGAUAUAUUAGCACUUGAUGCAAUCACUCACUCCGCCUCUCUCUCUCUCUCUCCUCUCUUCUCUCACAAACGCACACUACACAGUCUGUGUCUGUGAAUAUUCCCCAUCGUUAAAGUCUUACAUUUGUUUGUUUUUGUGAAGGGAUGCGAGGGAAUGACUUCCCAGCCAGUGAGCUACAGAGGAAUGUAUGAAACGUUAAUGCAUUGACGGAUCAUGUCGACUUGAUCGCUGCACUUUUCCACUCACCUCAGAUCAAGUUUGCCCCCCCCCCCCCCCCCUUAUUUUGUUUGACUCAUCAUUCUGACUUUCACUGCAUCCUCAUGUGAUGUAGGGGACCAAGACACUCACCACUUGAUCUAGCAUUCCCAUUCAACCAGACUAUGUGUGAUAGGGUGGGGGUUUGCUUGCUUCUGGAAUGGAAAUGGAAUAGCAUAGCAAUAAUGAAGUCGUAUCAGUGCAAGCAAUGCAGUAGGCACCCAGUCUUAGAUUAUUUACGUCAACAUUUCCAAUAAGACUUUCCUUUCUUGAAGGACGAAUGUUUUUAAUGAACUGACUAAAGAAUCUCAGGUUGAACCAUUAAAAGUGAACAGUAAAAACCACUAUGGAGGGAUUAUUUAUUAUAUAACAACAUAUGAAUCGGCCAAAUGCUCAGAAUCAAUGCCAGAUAUCUCAAUUCCAGACCUACUCAGUGUUCUAAAAUAAGAGAAACGUUUGGCAAGGUUUGAAUCAGAGUGGACCAGGCUUAAUAUGACUGCUAAAAUCAGCAGUUUGCUUCACUCCCCCUUCUAGCAGCUUGAACUCCCACCCCCGUUUGUUGAGAAUGAAAAACUGUGGUACAUUUUUUUAUUUAAUUUUUUUUUUGUCUUUCAUCCAAAACUAGGUCAAGCUUGACUUCUGUAAUUAUAAUAAUUAAUGGUGCUGCGUGGGACUUCACAUUGUGCCAAGACAGCAAUGAUCAUCAACAUUUCAGUGUCACUGAUGCAGCUUUUAUUUAAAGUGACUUUUUAUUUAACCUGCUCAUGAAUUCAGCUGUCUGUGUUCGCGCAUUCUCAGCAAUGUUUGUUUGGUUUUUGCAUCAGCUCACUCCAGAUACACUAUGCCCGGUCGCAGUCUAAACUCAUGACACCCUGAUAAUGGAGCUGGUGUUUCUCAUGUCACAGUUUUUCAAAUGGAAACACAAGUGCCAAGGACACAUGAGAGAAACUGGGCAUAGCUGAUACUCAUGCACAAAUGUAGGUUCACCCACUUCUUUUGUUUCUUUGUAAGAGCUGGCUCUCCCCCUACUGGUCAGUCCUUGCGUGACACUCCAGACAUCUUUUUCUGCUCCAUUUUGAGUCUCCAGUUAACAUUAAACUAGAAAUAAAGUUGAACUGGGAAUGCUGACACAACACCAAGUUGUUGAUUUUCUUAUUCUCUCUUAUUUGUAUUGCAUCAACUAUGGACAUGUGCAUUUCAUUGUCCAAAGAAAUCAUUAAACAUCCCUUUGCUACA